Zingiber officinale is the source of this 2330-nucleotide messenger RNA. RefSeq names its product flavin-containing monooxygenase FMO GS-OX-like 9. NCBI's taxonomy places the organism in Eukaryota, Viridiplantae, Streptophyta, Magnoliopsida, Zingiberales, Zingiberaceae. The transcript has 4 exons. The record is from RefSeq and is a predicted model, not a curated record. Bases 327 to 1142 code for a protein of 271 amino acids. Gene Ontology annotation, molecular function: N,N-dimethylaniline monooxygenase activity; NADP binding; flavin adenine dinucleotide binding.
GUGAGGCUAGGUCACCACUGCCGAUUCCCCUUUCCCCUCCUUCCCAACCCGACGCUGAUCCUCGCCGCCUAUCGACGCCGCGAUACUUCUUCUCCCCGCAUACAUAACCACCAGCCAAGAGUUACUCAACGCCGGCUGAAGCCUCAUUGAGUCGUGCCUUGCUCCGAUCAACGCCAUAGCUGCCGUCGCCGAGCCCUAACUCUUCCCCGACGCCGGAGCCACGAGGAAAUCGAUCGCGCUAGCACCAAGCGACCACCGCCGGCUAAGGCUCUUCUCCACUGCUGUUAUUUGUAUUAACAGCUCAUAUGAUUACCUUUAGACAAUGAAUGCCAAAGAAACUCGUAUCGGCCAUCAACGAUCAUAUGAUUCAUACCACCGCCGUCGUCGUGCUGGAGCAGAACCACGACCUCGGCGGCCAGUGGCUCUACCAAGACGCUGGCUCCGGCGCUGCCACAGUCCACAGCAGCGUCUACGCCUCCUUGCGCCUCAACACGCCCAAAAUUUACACAGAGUUCAGCGACUUCAUGUUCACUCCCGUCGAAGGAAGAGACACCAGGAACUUCCCCGGCCACCGCGAGUUCUUCCUCUACCUCAAAGACUUCGCCCGGUGUUUCGGGUUGAACGAACUCAUCAGGUUCAACACAGAAGUAGUCCACGUCGGCAUGGCGGCAGCAACUGGCAAAUGGAUUGUGAGAUCAAGGGACAGGAGAACUGAUGACGGUGAGUUCAUGGAAGAGAUCUUUGAUGCGGUUGUCGUCGCCACCGGCCAUUUCUCCCUACCCAGGCUCUCAAAAAUCAAGGGAAUGGAGGAGUGGAAGAGGAAGCAACUUCACAGCCAUGUCUACAGAGUCCCAGAGCCAUUCCAAGAUGAGGUGGUAGUGGUCGUUGGUGGCUCAAUCAGUGGACCAGAGAUUGCUCUGGAGCUUCUUCAUGUUGCCAAAGAAGUCCAUAUAAGUACUAAACACGUCGAAAUCCCUCAUAAAUUAGUGAAGCCUGUGUCCAAAUAUGCACAUCUGCUCUGGCACCAAGAGCCAGACUCCGAGACUCACCUGCUAACUAUCCAAUUCAAAUGGAACGGCAUCUUGAAGUCCGUCUCCACUUCUCUAGUUGGAGUGAGCCUGGAAUUUGAAAUUGCACUCUAGACUAUUUUUUCGUCGGCGGAGUCGAUAACCAUGUUGUUCUAGGCCCAUACUCUGUCAACAUAAAGUGCUACAGGCUGGGAAAGGAUACAAUUGGUUCUGUUUUCCCUGUUGCCAAAGAUUAGUCACACGCAGGCUUCAGUAAACGGUUUUCUUUCAACAAUUUGCCAUCACUUUGUUGUUUAUUGGACAGUAGACACAAUGAUAAAGCAGUGGAAAGAUUUUAUUAUCAUUUUUUUUGUUUUGCAAAGAUUCCAAAGCCUUAAUUUCUACCCCAUAUGAUAAAGCAGUGGAAUGAUGUUUUCUUCCAUUCCAAACAAUCCAUAUGGUGUAUGAAUUACAUUCAGUCCAGUAUAAAUUUAGCAUUUUCGCUUCAGAGGUAAUUUAUGGGUUUUAUUCUACAAUCAUGUUUACUAAUUGAUCAGAUUGAUUAAGAAGGGUGUUGGAGUAGCUUGGUAAAUUUGUUUUGCUAGGUUAUGAUAAAUUAGCAUUCAGCAGAAUAGAUGUUUGGAUUUCUUCUUCAAAUUACACAGUAAUAUUUCUCUUGUCAUUGGUGAAACAAUCAAUCCACUCUCAUUAUAACUUCCACAACAGAAAAUUUUAUGUUAUUUGCCUACUACCAAUGUAGUUUAACUGAUUUUACAUUGACUGAACAAGGUUGAUUUUAUUUAGGUAUCAAACUCUCCCAUUUGUUUUAGAUAUUACAUGUCUUGUUUGUUAAUUUCUCCAAACCAUUAUUUCUCAAUUUGUUAACAAGGAAACUCAUGUUAACAUAGUCAUGAUCAGAGCCUAAUUAUAGUUUACAAUUAUCUGAGUGUUAUUGAUUAACUGUUCUGUCCUUUCUUUUGGUUUUUUUUUUUUAUAAAUUUGUGCACUCAUUUAGAUGGUUUAUUAUUCUUGUUGUGAUGAAUUCAGGUCUAGUGAAAAUACUGAAGAAGUAUGACUAGAGAACAGGAGCACUUAUCAAACUCGUGAAGGAGUGUGUGGCUAUGCUCGACCACCUCUUCCCCAGCAACAACCUGUCAAUUUCAGCAGAAUGCGACGGACAAAAUGGAGUGACAAAGCCGGCACAAUCAGGUGGGAGGGUUUCGGAGUUGGAGGAGAUUAAAUAUAUGCAGAGCUUAUACAUGAAGAGCACCGUAGCAGCGCUGCGGUCCUUGAAACAGAUUAGGAGCAAAAGUUCAACAGUCA